This is a messenger RNA of Postia placenta MAD-698-R-SB12, 759 nucleotides long. RefSeq lists its product as hypothetical. The coding region runs from base 1 to 759 and encodes 252 amino acids. Lineage: Eukaryota; Fungi; Basidiomycota; Agaricomycetes; Polyporales; Adustoporiaceae. The transcript is spliced from 5 exons. The record is from RefSeq and is a predicted model, not a curated record.
AUGGCCGCCAACAUCGGAGAUAUGAUCAUGCUCUUCGGCGACUCCCUCACCCAGAGAGGUUGGGAGCCAAAUGGCUUCGCCGAGCGGCUCGCCUACGUAUACAACCGCAAGCUGGACGUCAUCAAUCGUGGCAUGUCCGGCUACAACACAGAGUGGGUCGUCCCUGUGUUCGAGCAGUGCUUCGCGACGCAGCACGAACAGCAGCACGUCCCUAAAGUUCGCAUACUCACCAUCUGGCUGGGCGCGAACGACGCCGCACCCCCGGGUGCCCUGCAUCACGUCCCGCGCGACAAGUACGCUGCGAAUCUCGUCAAGCUAAUCCGCAUGGUCCGCGACCCCGCCUCGCCGCGCUACUCUCCCGAGACACAUGUGCUGCUGCUUACCCCGCCGCCGGUGAAUACUCACCAGUGGCGCGUGGGCGGCGCACUUGAGCGUAAUUUUGAGGCUACGCGCUCGUAUGCGCAGGCCGCGCGCGACGUCGGCGCGGCCGAGGACGUCCCCGUCGUCGAUAUCUGGAACAAGUUUUGGGACGCCUGCGGGCACGUCGAGGAGCGCCUGAGCGAGUAUCUACAGGACGGACUGCAUCUCAACCAGCAGGGAUAUGCCAUUGUGUUCGAUGAGAUCAUCAAGACGAUCAGCGCGACUUGCCCAGAGCUGCACUACGAUAGUCUGACGCCGGUAUUUCCACCGUGGGACCGAAUCGAUUUGGACAAUAUCCCCGCUGCUCUUGACAAGAGGAGCAUAUUCUCCAACCAGUAG